Molecule: messenger RNA, 1434 nt
Organism: Gymnogyps californianus (California condor)
Lineage: Eukaryota; Metazoa; Chordata; Aves; Accipitriformes; Cathartidae
Gene: MACIR
Product: macrophage immunometabolism regulator
Exons: 3
Coding region: 405-1028 (207 amino acids)
Biological process (GO): negative regulation of fibroblast migration; negative regulation of cytokine production involved in inflammatory response
Source: RefSeq, a predicted model, not a curated record
UGCAGUCUAAAGGUUUUAAAUAAGGAGACAAAGCAUGUUGAAGCCAUAUGGCAGCUUGAGUAAUUCACAUUAAAAGUCUUGGGAAAGAACAGCUGAACACAUAUAUGCUGAGUUUUGGACCUCUGCCUGUGGAGCUGGCCAGUCAUUCCUCUCACCAGCUAGCAACGCUGUUCCCUUGAGCUUCUGAUGUUUAUGGCACCAGCUUCUGGUGCUACUGUUGCUUUCUAGUGUCUGUCGAAUUUCUUGGUUUUAGGGCUGUUCUUUGCACUGGAGCACAGAAAUGGAAGUUCUGCAGUUUCAGGCUGAAGUACUAGGCUGGAGCUUGCUGACUUGAAGGCUUUUCUGCUCUGAUUUUCCUUUGUACUGUUUUUGGCCAAUGAGGGGAGGAUAGCAUUGUGUUUAAAAUGGAAGUUGACAUAAAUGGAGAGUCCAGAACUACCCUAUCCACCCUCCCUGUGCCUCUUGCAGAGGUGAGUCCUGCAGGCAGGAUGGAACCAGAGAAGCCCCGCUGUUCCAGUACCCCAUGCUCACCAAUGCGGCGGACGGUUGCAGGAUAUCAGAUCCUUCACAUGGAUUCUAACUACCUGGUUGGCUUCACGACUGGAGAGGAGCUGCUAAAAUUAGCCCAGAAGUGUACAGGAAGUGAAGAGAAUAAAGGGGAAUCUGGGCCAAACUUGCGCUCCAAACAGCUUGAUUCAGGAUUUACACGUUCUUCCCGUUUGUACAAAACUAGAAGUAGGUACUAUCAGCCAUAUGAGAUCCCAGCAGUAAAUGGAAGGAGGAGGAGACGGAUGCCCAGCUCAGGGGAUAAAUGCACUAAGGCUUUACCAUAUGAACCUUACAAGGCACUUCAUGGUCCCCUGCCUCUUUGCCUUUUGAAAGGUAAAAGGGCUCAUUCAAAAUCCCUGGACUACCUCAAUUUAGACAAAAUGAGCAUUAAGGAACCUGCUGACACAGAAGUGCUACAAUACCAGCUCCAACACCUUACCCUUAGAGGGGACCGCAUGUUUGCAAGAAAUAACACAUGAGCUAUCAUCUUGAAUUUAGAACCAAUUUCUGAUUAUUUCUGUUGCUGCAAAAAUCCACCGUUGUACUGUGUACAUGACUGUCCACGUUGUAGGUGGUUGUAUCAGCUAAAUGUUAUCAGAAAGGAAUCUUUCCUGAGCAAGCAGCUUCUGAUGCAAAUUUGACUGCAACUGGUGGAUAUUUCUUUGGACUCGUUUUAACAAAAAAAAGCUUUUGAUUUUUGGGUUUGGGAUUUUUUUUUGUACAGUUAGAUCUAGUAUUUACAAUAAUUUAACACUGAAAAAUUGGUGAUGUCUGCUUGGUUGUUGCUAAUUUUGGCUUGAUGUUAGAAAGUCCUCUUGGAUAAGUACUCAAGUUUAGGAGGUUUUUUGGUUUUACUUUUUGUUCCUGUAUUCUACAGUAAAAUGU